AUGCACUGUAAAAACAGCAAAAUGUGGAGAUUGAAGAUAGCUGAAGGGGGUAACAAUCCAUACCUGUACAGCACAAACAACUUUGUUGGUAGGCAAAUAUGGGAGUUUGAUCCUAACUAUGGAACUGCAGAAGAGCGUGAGGAGGUUGAACAAGCUCGUCUCCAUUUCUGGAACCAUCGACACCAGGUCAAGCCCACCAGUGAUGUCCUUUGGCGCAUGCAGUUUUUGAGAGAGAAGCUAUUCAAACAGACCAUACCUCAGGUGAAGUUAGAGGAUGAUGAAGAGAUCUCUUAUGAAAAAGCUACCACCGCCUUGAGGAGGUCUGUUCACUUAUUUGCCGCCUUGCAGGCGGACGAUGGCCAUUGGCCAGCUGAAAAUGCUGGUCUUUUGUAUUUUAUGCCGCCAUUGGUUAUAUGCUUGUAUAUCACAGGCCAUCUUAACAGCGUCUUCUCAGCAGAACACAGAAAAGAAACUCUUCGGUACUUAUAUUGUCAUCAGAUGUGGCCGAUUAAUGUACAGAACGAAGAUGGUGGUUGGGGACUUCACAUAGAAGGUCCUAGCACAAUGUUUUGCACCACCCUCAGUUACAUUUGCAUGCGUCUUUUAGGAGAAGGGCCUGAUGGUGGUUUGGAUGGUUCAUGCACCAAAGCAAGAAAAUGGAUUUUAGAUCAUGGCACGGCGACAGCCAAUCCUUCUUGGGGGAAAACUUGGCUUUCAAUCCUUGGCGUUUCAGAAUGGGCAGGAAGCAACCCAAUGCCCCCAGAGUUCUGGAUCAUCCCUUCCUUCAUGCCUAUGCAUCCAGCAAAAAUGUGGUGUUUCUGUCGACUGAUAUACAUGCCAAUGUCUUACCUAUACGGAAAGAGGUUUGUUGGUCCAAUCAGUCAUCUGGUUUUACAAUUACGAGAAGAAUUAUACGCACAGCCCUAUGAUCAAAUUAAUUGGUUUGGUACAAGACAUUUGUGUGCAAAGGAGGACCUAUACUACCCUCAUUCUUUACUACAAGAUCUAAUAUGGAACAGUCUUUAUACUUUCACUGAGCCAAUCCUAACACAUUGGCCACUCAACAAGUUGCGGGAGAAAGCACUCAAAACAACCAUGGAUCAUAUCCAUUAUGAAGAUGAGAAUAGUCGAUAUAUCACAAUUGGUGCUGUGGAGAAGGCUUUGUGUAUGCUUGCAUGUUGGGUUGAGGAUCCAAACGGGGACUACUUUAAAAAGCACCUUGCCAGAAUCCCAGAUUUUUUAUGGGUUACUGAGGAUGGGAUGAAAAUGCAGACUUUUGGCAGUCAACAAUGGGAUGCAAGUCUUGCCAUUCAAGCUUUGUUGGCUACAGAUAUGACCCACGAGAUUGGCCUUACCUUGAAGAAGGGACAUAAUUUUAUUAAAGCCUCACAGGUUAAGGACAAUCCUUCGGGUGACUUUAAAAGCAUGUAUCGCCAUAUUUCUAGAGGGUCAUGGACCUUUUCAGAUCAAGACCAUGGAUGGCAAGUUACAGAUUGUACUUCUGAAGGGUUGAAGUGUUGCCUUUUAUUGUCACUGAUGCCCCCUGAAAUUGUCGGCAAAGAGAUGGAGCCUCAGCAACUUAGUGAGGCUGUCAACAUUAUACUUUCCUUAAAGAGCAAAAAUGGUGGGAUGUCAGCAUGGGAACCAGCAGGAUCAUCAAAAUGGUUAGAGAUUCUCAAUCCUACAGAACUCUUUGAGGACAUUGUCAUUGAGCAUGAGUAUGUUGAAUGCACGUCGUCAGCAAUGCAGACCCUGGUUAUAUUUAGGAAUUUGUAUCCUGAACAUAGGAGGGAAGAAAUAGAUAGUUUUCUUACAGAUGCAAGUGGAUACCUGGAGAAAAUGCAAACGCCAGAUGGUUCAUGGUAUGGAGAGUGGGGUGUAUGUUUUAUAUACGGUACCUGGUGGGCUCUUGGAGGACUAGCAGCAAUCGGGAAGACAUAUGAAAAUUGUCAGUCAAUCCGCAAAGCUGUCAAUUUUUUGCUGAAAACACAGCGAGAGGAUGGUGGUUGGGGAGAAAGUUAUAGAUCUUGCUCUGAAAAGACAUACGUAGUUCUAGAAGGAGGAAGGUCCAACUUGGUACAAACUGCAUGGGGUAUGAUGGGACUGAUUCAUUCCAAGCAGGAAGAGAGAGAUCCAACACCUUUACACAGAGCAGCCAAGUUGUUGAUUAAUUCCCAGAUGGAAAAUGGUGAUUUUCCACAACAGGAAUCAGUUGGAGCUUUCAAGAAAACUUGUAUCUUGCACUAUGCACUUUAUAGGGAUAUCUUUCCAAUGUGGGCUUUAGCUACAUACCGUAAGCAAGUACUACAAAAGCCCACGGUUUCUAUGCAACUAGACAUGCUUCCCUUUAAAGAACUAGGAUACCUUUACAAUAUGAGAUGA
Molecule: messenger RNA, 2382 nt
Organism: Lactuca virosa
Lineage: Eukaryota; Viridiplantae; Streptophyta; Magnoliopsida; Asterales; Asteraceae
Source: the annotation of a GenBank genome assembly